Nelumbo nucifera (sacred lotus) is the source of this 3452-nucleotide messenger RNA. RefSeq names its product Pentatricopeptide repeat (PPR) superfamily protein. Lineage: Eukaryota; Viridiplantae; Streptophyta; Magnoliopsida; Proteales; Nelumbonaceae. The record is from RefSeq and is a predicted model, not a curated record. Gene Ontology annotation, molecular function: protein binding.
CAAGUUCUAAUCAAGACAAGAAAGUAUCAAGAAAGUACUUCUGUUGCCUCCGCUAGUCCGCUGCAGUUGGGGUGAAACCGUCGUGCCCUUCUUCUCUUUGCAUAAGACUAUACGAGCAUAAAGAUGUGGAGAUUAUCACGCAGAAGGACUUCUAUUUUACUUGAUCCAAAUGGGCUCAAGAAAAGAAGACCAGUUUCUCUCAAAUCCAUGGAGUUUUGUUCCUUACCAUCAUCCAAAGAGAACGAAGAUUCUGCUCGACAAAUCUCUAAUAUUCUCAAAUAUGACAAUUGGCAGACUCUCAUGUAUUCAUCGGUCGUGCCCAAUAAGCUAAACCCAGAAGUAAUCUGGAACGUUCUUCGCCAAAAUCAGGUAGGUGACGCCGGGCGCCUCCUCAAUUUCUUCUACUGGUCUGAAAACCAAAUGGGUUGCCCCCAGCUUUUGAAUUCCUUUUCCAUUAUGGCUGUCAAUCUCUGUAAUUAUAAUUUGUUUGGACCAGCAAAUGGUUUGUUAGAACGAAUGAUAAGAACUCACCGUUCCUCUCAGGCGAUUUUGGGCUCAAUUGUUAGUAGCUAUACAGACCGCAAAGGGUCUAAUCCUAUUGUGUUUGACAUUCUAAUUGACACUUAUAAGAAGAUGGGCAUGUUAGGGGAAGCUUCUGAUGUGUUUUUAGCUGUUAAAAGUGAUGGCUUUUUGCCUAGUUUAAGGUGUUGUAAUGCUCUCUUGAAAGAUCUGUUGAAGGCUAAUAUGAUCCAAGUGUUUUGGAGGGUCUAUAAUGGAAUGUUGGAGGCCAAAAUGUCUCCUGAUGCUUACACUUUUACUAAUUUGGUAGGAGCUUUCUGCAAGGUUGGGAAAGUAAAAGAAGCAAAAGCGGUCCUUGUUGAAAUGUCGGAGAAAGGAUGCAAUCCCAGUGUGGUUACCUACAACGUCAUUAUUGGAGGUUUAUGCAGAACGGGGGCUCUCGAUGAAGCUCUUGAGUUGAAGAAGUCAAUGGCUGAGAAGGGGUUGGCCCCUGAUGCCUAUACUUAUACCAUGCUCAUUAAUGGGUUAUGCAAAGAAAACAGGUUUGAAGAAGCAAAGUUGAUUUUGAAAGACAUGUCUGAAAUGGGUCGGAAUCUUGAUCAUGUCCCCUAUAUGGCUCUGAUUGACGGGUUUAUGAGAAAAGGUGAUGUAGAAGAGGCUUUCAAAGUCAGAGAUGAGAUGACACUCCAUGGCAUUCAAUUAGAUCUUUCAAUGUAUAACAUGCUUAUUCAAGGGGUUUGUAAAGUUGGUAAUAUGGGGAAGGCACAUGAACUUGUGAAUGAGAUGAUUGGGAAUGGGUUAAAACCUGAUUCAAUAACUUAUACUUCCUUGAUUGACGGGUAUUGCCGGGAGCUGAAUAUGGGAAGGGCCUUUGAGUUACUUGAUGAUAUGAAGAGGAAGAAUUUAAAACCCAGGCUGGUGACUUACAGUGUAAUAGUUAAUGGGCUAUGUCGAUCUGGGGAUUUUACACGAGCUAAUGGUGUUCUUGAGGAAAUGGCUGCUGAGGGUUUGAAGCCAAAUGCUGUAGUCUAUACAACACUUAUUACAGGUUACAUCCGUGAAGGUAGGCUUGAAGAGGCAAGAAGUGUCUUGAAUGGAAUGAAUGAAAAAGCAGUUCCACCAGAUGCAUUUUGCUAUAAUACACUAAUAGUUGGCCUCUGCAAAGCUGGGAAGAUGGUGGAUGCAAAGGAAUACCUAGAUGAAAUGAUGGAGAGAGGAUUAAGGCCAAGUGCUUUUACUUAUGGGGCCUUUGUUCAUGGGCAUAGUAAGGCAGGGGAAUUGCAAGAUGCAAACAAGUAUUUCAGUGAGAUGUUAAGUCAUGGUCUAAUUCCAAAUGACAUUAUUUACACGGCCCUGAUUGAUGGACACUGCAAAGCAGGGAGCAUUGAGGAAGCCUUUUCAACAUUUCAGGGCAUGCUUGAACAAGGGGUUCUUCCAGACCUGAAAACUUACAGUGUGAUCAUCAGCGGUCUCUCGAGGAAUGGAAAAAUUCAGGAGGCUAUGAGGGUCUUCUUAGAACUUCAAGAGAAGGGCUUGGUUCCUGAUACCUUCAUUUACAGCGCUCUCAUCUCUGGGUUCUCUAAACAAGGUGAAAUAGAAAAAGCUUUCCAACUUCAUGAUGAAAUGUGUGGCAAAGGUAUUGAGCCAAACAUUAUCAUUUACAAUUCCCUGAUUGAUGGUCUUUGCAAAUCAAAUGACAUUGAGAGAGCUAGAAAUUUGUUCAACAGCAUCUCAACAAAAGGUUUGGCACCCAACAAUGUGACUUACACUUCUAUGAUUGAUGGGUACUGCAAAUCUAGUAAUGUAACUGAAGCAUUUAGGUUAUUCAAUGAAAUGCCCUCACUGGGGAUCCCACCAGAUGUUUUCGUCUACAAUGCCCUCAUUGAUGGCUGUUGCAAGGAAGACAACAUGGAGAAGGCUCUAGAACUAUUUUAUGAAAUGGUGCGGAUGGACUUUGCAACUACUCGCUCUUUCAACAUUUUAAUUGAUGGGUUUUGCAAGAUUGGGAAGCUGCAAGAAGCCAGCACGUUGCUAAAAGAGAUGAUAGAUAAAGGGAUCAUGCCUGAUCAUGUGACAUGCACAACUGUGAUUGAUUGGCUGUGCAAGGCAGGGAAGAUGGAGGAUGCACACCGGCUCUUCUUGGGGAUGCAGGAAAAGAAUCUGAUGCCAAAUGCUGUAACUUACACAUCACUUAUACAUGGUUACAAUAAAAUGGGGAACAUGACAGAGGCAUUCAAUUUAUUCCAGGAGAUGAUAACAAAGGGAAUCAAGCUAGAUGAAAUCACCUACAGUGUAAUGAUAAAACAUUGUUAUGAUGCAAGAAAUUCAGUGGAGGCUCUGAAGCUUGAGGAUGAGAGCUUAGUAAAGGGCAUACCAAUGAGCAGCACUGUGUACAAUGUACUUAUUGACAACCUUUGCAAGAAGAAAAACUUUUCUGAAGCUUUGAAAUUGCUCAAUGAAAUGGGAGAGCGGGGACUUAAGCCUAAGCUUUCUACAUGUAGCUCUUUAGUCUGUGGUUUUCAUGGAAUGGGCAAUUUAGAUAAAGCAAUGGAGGUUUUGAAGAGUAUGGUGAGGUUCCAUUGGGUUCCAAGCUCUACUAUUUUAAGUGAUUUAAUUGAUGGAAACCAAAAUGAGACAAGUUCUGAGAGUGGUAGCAAUCUUUUAAAUGAAGUAGCAUAGCAACUUCCUUUUUACAGAGAUGGCAAGCUGCUCAGAAAGACAAAUUGUGUUGCUAUUUAUAUACACUCAACUAUUCAUAUUUGUAGCCUCCAAUGGCAAGUUUUUUUCUGGAGUGAUCAAGGUGUGAAGAAUGAUAGAGUGAAUCUUGAGUUCUUACACCUCUGGUUCUUGGUUUUUUUCUGCCACUUCCUGUAUCUGCAAUGGUGGAUUCCUCCAACCAUGUGGUGGUAAUUUUAUGGUUUAGAAAGGAAACA